Sporothrix brasiliensis 5110 is the source of this 1650-nucleotide messenger RNA. RefSeq names its product F-type H+-transporting ATPase subunit alpha. Gene Ontology annotation, biological process: proton motive force-driven ATP synthesis; proton transmembrane transport. Lineage: Eukaryota; Fungi; Ascomycota; Sordariomycetes; Ophiostomatales; Ophiostomataceae. The record is from RefSeq and is a predicted model, not a curated record. Bases 1 to 1650 code for a protein of 549 amino acids. The transcript has 4 exons. Gene Ontology annotation, molecular function: proton-transporting ATP synthase activity, rotational mechanism; ATP binding; ADP binding.
AUGGCGGCCGCGGCAUUUUUGUCUCUUUUGGCGUUUCUGAUUCGUCGAGCUUUCGGGGUUUUGAAGCUUUGGGGGUCAAAGCUUUGGGCCCGCGUCGUCGCCCCUGCCUUCAUCCAGGCCCGCACCUACGCCGAUGCCAAGGCCUCGCCCACCGAGGUCUCGACCAUCCUCGAGCAGCGGAUCCGCGGUGUCCAGGAGGAGGCUGGUCUCGCCGAGACCGGCCGUGUCCUGUCGGUCGGUGAUGGUAUCGCCCGUGUUCACGGCAUGGCCAACGUCCAGGCUGAGGAGCUUGUCGAGUUCGCCUCGGGCGUCAAGGGCAUGUGCAUGAACCUCGAGGCCGGCCAGGUCGGUGUCGUGCUGUUCGGUUCCGAUCGUCUCGUCGCUGAGGGUGAGACCGUCAAGCGUACCGGCCAGAUUGUCGACAUCCCCGUCGGCCCUGAGUUGCUCGGCCGUGUCGUCGACGCUCUCGGUAACCCCAUUGACGGCAAGGGCCCCGUCAACACCAAGGAGCGCCGCCGUGCCCAGCUCAAGGCCCCCGGCAUUCUGCCCCGCCAGUCCGUCCGCGAGCCCGUCCAGACGGGUCUCAAGUCCAUCGACGCCAUGGUCCCCAUCGGCCGUGGCCAGCGUGAGCUGAUUAUCGGCGAUCGUCAGACUGGCAAGACCGCUGUCGCCCUGGACGCGAUGCUGAACCAGAAGCGUUGGAACGACGGCAGCGACGAGAAGAAGAAGCUCUACUGUGUCUACGUCGCCGUCGGCCAGAAGCGUUCCACCGUCGCCCAGCUCGUCAAGACCCUCGAGGAGAACGACGCCAUGAAGUACUCCAUCGUUGUGGCCGCCACCGCCUCGGAGGCCGCUCCCCUGCAGUACCUCGCCCCCUUCACUGCAUUUAGAGACACUGGCAAGCACGCCCUUGUGAUCUUUGACGAUCUGUCGAAGCAGGCCGUCGCUUACCGCCAGAUGUCUCUGCUGCUCCGUCGUCCCCCUGGUCGUGAGGCCUACCCCGGUGACGUUUUCUACCUGCACUCCCGUCUGCUGGAGCGUGCUGCCAAGAUGAACGACAAGCUUGGCGGUGGUUCCAUGACUGCCCUGCCCGUCAUUGAGACGCAGGGCGGUGACGUGUCUGCUUACAUUCCCACCAACGUCAUUUCCAUUACCGACGGCCAGAUCUUCCUGGAGGCUGAGCUGUUCUACAAGGGUAUCCGCCCUGCCAUCAACGUCGGUCUGUCCGUGUCGCGUGUCGGUUCCGCUGCCCAGCUCAAGGCCAUGAAGCAGGUCGCCGGUUCGCUGAAGCUCUUCCUGGCCCAGUACCGUGAGGUUGCCGCCUUCGCCCAGUUCGGUUCCGACCUGGAUGCCUCCACCAAGCAGACCCUCAGCCGUGGUGAGCGCCUGACUGAGCUCCUGAAGCAAAAGCAGUACUCGCCGUACGCCGUCAACGAGAUGGUUCCCCUCAUCUUCGCUGGUGUCAACGGUUUCCUUGACAACGUUCCUGUUGCCAAGAUCCUGCAGUGGGAGGCCGACUUCCUGGCCCACCUGAAGACGAAUGAGAGCGAGAUCCUGGCCACCAUUGAGAAGGAAGGUGCCCUGAGCAAGGACACCGAGGCCAAGCUGCGCGACAUCACCGGUUCCUUCACCAAGAGCUUCCUGGGUUAA